This is a messenger RNA of Suricata suricatta (meerkat), 1798 nucleotides long. RefSeq lists its product as uncharacterized. The record is from RefSeq and is a predicted model, not a curated record. Bases 851 to 1594 code for a protein of 247 amino acids. The transcript has 2 exons. NCBI's taxonomy places the organism in Eukaryota, Metazoa, Chordata, Mammalia, Carnivora, Herpestidae.
GUGGGUCUCUAGGAGUUUGACUCCUCCAGGGACCUCGUGUAACGGAACCUACAGUGGGUUUGGAGUCGGGCUUCUUCCACGGACGUGGGGCAGCACACGUCAGCCUUCUCUUCCUUUCCAAGGCUGAACGUUGUUCGGCUGAACGGCUGGACCACGUCGUGUCUGUCUGUCCAUCCGUCGGCGGCGCCUCACUGCGCCCGCCUGGCUGCUGGGGGCUCGCGGAGACCCUGUGCUCGAGCCGCGAGGCCUUCACCCGCCGUCAGACUCUCCUCUCCGGCUCUCCCCGGCUGAAAAUCCCGGUUGUCACGAGUGACUUAGACUUUGAGAGAGGACUCUUGCUCUCUGCUCACUUUCUGUUUUGGCCCAGGGCGCAGGAAGGUCACGAGAAUAACAGAGAGUCCCUGAGGUUUUCAGCCAGAUCACCCCCAAGGACAACGUUUCACCAUGUCUGUCUGCCUGUCGGUCCCGUUCUCUCCCACCCCUCCGUCCGUCCGUCCGUCCAUCCACCUGUGUCCUGGCCGUCCUUCCUGCCAGCCACCUGCCUGGGUCCCUGCUGGCGUGAUGUCCCUGGAGUCUCCUGUGUGUGUUUCCUGAAAGCCAGCACUCUCUCCUCUGCCAGUACAGUGACCACCCUCCGGAACUUACCGUCCAGUUAACGUCCUUGCCCCACGACCGUCCGGCCCAAGGCCGUAUUGCAGCCUUACUGCUUGUCACCGUGUGGUGUCCUGUAAUUUAUUCCGGAAGAAGGUCCCAGGUCCCACGUUACAUUCAGGUGUCCUGUCUCUGCAGGCCGUCUGCGGGGGCGGUGACGGCCUGUCUUUGUGUUUCCUGACGCUGACGUUCUCGAAGAAUGCAGGUCCCUCGAUGUGGGUGCGUCUCGUGUGCCCUCGUGAAGAGUGUCACAGGUGUGAUGCGACACCCGUUCGCCCGUUGCACGUGUGGUGAAGAGUUCUCGGUAAAACGAAGCCUGUUCCUGCCGCCCUCUGACGUGGCUUGCUGCUUGCAGAGUCGGAAGCAAAUGCGCACGCUUGUUCCUAACUCCCUCCUUGGAUGCGUGUCGUCCGGCUCUCACUUUCUCCACACUUCUGCUACCUCCUGGAGGUCCCCCGGAGCGGAGCGUAGACCCGGCCCCCGUCCCGUGCACUCCGGCUGCGUGGCUGAGGCACGGCUGAGCUGCCCGCGCCCCGGAGGGGAGUUUCUUUCCUCCGGCCAGUCACGUGGUCGCAGGUGGUCCUCGGCAGGCGGCCCCCGUUCUCAUGCCCGGAGCAUCGGGCACAACGGCCCGGGCCGGGUGGGUAGCGGAAUGACUUGCAGGAAAGCUUGGUCAGGUCACAGGCACGGGAGAGCCGGUCUGCCGUUCCUCCGCUGCAGCGCCCCUCUCCGCAGCUGGGGGAGCAGAGCCCCUAAGAGCCCCGGUGCUCUGGGCUGCUGCUGGCCGGGCGCCGGCCCCGAGGAGGAGUGCCAACGCGGGCAGGGCGGGGGGCUGGGGUCUUCAGUGGGGACCCAGCCUCUGGGCUCGAGUCUGAGCUGCGGGCGCUCACCCGCUCACGGCCUUGGCCCCCCAUCUGCAACACGCCUAAGUGGCCAGUGGUGAAAUCCCAUUCAGUCAUCUGUAGUUGUUCUUCGCGGGGAGGAGGAAAUAGCCCGAGUGCGCGGCGGCUUCCUUCGCCAUGAAAUAUUGAGCAGUACAAAUGUUCCUGAGAGAAAAUGAUGUGGGGUGGAGACGGGGAGUUGGAAAUGCGUCCUGGCUCGUGACUGGAGGCAGGAGCCUAAAUUGGUUAAAGAAGCGCAUAAAUAA